Molecule: messenger RNA, 3136 nt
Organism: Oncorhynchus masou masou (cherry salmon)
Lineage: Eukaryota; Metazoa; Chordata; Actinopteri; Salmoniformes; Salmonidae
Gene: ltc4s
Product: leukotriene C4 synthase
Exons: 5
Coding region: 46-519 (157 amino acids)
Biological process (GO): leukotriene biosynthetic process
Cellular component (GO): endoplasmic reticulum; membrane; nuclear envelope
Molecular function (GO): glutathione transferase activity; enzyme activator activity; leukotriene-C4 synthase activity
Source: RefSeq, a predicted model, not a curated record
AUCUGAACACCAGGUUGAAAGGAGAGGCACUUUUAGCUCGAAGACAUGCUGGAUCAGGUAGUGCUCAUUGCAGGAGUAACGGUGUUGGGCGUGUUAGAGCAAGCUUACUUCUCUCUACAGGUGAUUUACGCCAGACGCAAGUACUCUGUCUCUCCACCCAGCACCUCAGGGCCUCCAGAGUUUGAGAGAGUCUUCAGAGCUCAAGCCAACUGCUCUGAAUAUUUCCCUAUCUUCAUCAUCAUCCUAUGGGUGUCUGGACUCUUCUUCAGCCAAGGUCUGUCAGCACUAUGUGGACUCCUAUACCUGUACGGGCGCUACCAGUACUUCAGGGGUUAUGCUAAAUCGGCACAUGGACGACUAGCCCCUCUGUAUUUCAGUGCCAAGGUUCUGUGGGUUCUGAUCGGGUUCUCCGUCCUGGGGAUUCUGGGUUCUAUGUGUCGGUUCUACCUGGAUCUGGACCUGAAGCAGCUCGCCAGCUCUGUCCUCGACCUGACUGAGGAAGAGGGUGGGGGACUAUAAGGGAUGAGCAGGAGGAGAAGAGCUUAAAGGAGAGAUGAUGGGAUACACUAACAACUGUAGACAAGCUACCUUCAUUGCCAAAUCAAGACAACUAAAUGGAAUGGUUGAUUGAAGUAGGGAAAGAUGUGUUCCAACCUUGAGCUGCAGGUUUGAAAUAAUAGAAGUGUCCGGUCUCGGCCUAUCGUAGGCUGUUUUACGAACUGCUUGUGUGCCAUUUAGAUUGAGGUUACAGUCCCCCUAAACCAAGGCAUGUUUCAGACUGAAAUAUGGAACAAAAACAUUUUUUUGAUGAAAACAAACAGGGUAGGCCUAUCCAUUAAUUAGUAAAGUUAGUUUCGUCUUUUCCAAAAACCUGCAUUCCAAGUGAUAGCUCAUAUCAAACACAUCCAAAAGAAAACACCUGCCAAAUGUGGGUAUCUAAUGGUUAAGAAGGGUAACAUUUAAGCUUUCUAAUGCUGUUAACUGUAUGUCUCAUCUCAUACUAUUAAGCGGAUUACUCCUACUAUUAAGCGAACAGUGAUAUUGAUUUGAAAGAAGCACCUGUUUGGGUAGCGUGAGUCGCAGCUCAAAUUGCGCUUGUCAUCCUUCAUUUAGCAAACCACCUUGCAACUCCAGUAGGCCUAAGUGUUUUUCAAUUUAGACAGAAUAUAGGCCUAAGCAUUUUAUUUAGUUGUCCAGUGUGCUGUCUGACUAGUGUGCUAGCUAGCCCGUGUGUUUAGUGGCAUUAAUUUGCCAGAAGAAAAAGGCUUGUGGAAAACGCAACUCCCUUGCUAUCAUUAUUGCCAAAUAAUAAAAUGUAAUCUUACUUCACUUGUCUACUAUUAGGCUACUGUAGAAGGUUAAAAGUAUAUAAAUGAUCCACAUGUCCUUGUAAAAUUAGCAUGCAAUUUUUUUAACUGAAAAAAAGUGGUUAGACUGUCGUAUGUGUGCUGAUGCAUCCAAACAAUGUUAAAGCCCCAUGCUUAUUGUAUUUUGAAAUCGCUAUGUCUGAAUCUGUUUUUUUAUUUAUUUCCCAGGGCCUCCUUUUGCCAUUGAAAUGUUCAGUCUGAUAUUGUGGGUGUGUUGAUAAAAAUGUAAAGAUAUUUACAUACUCAGCCCUUAUUGGUGGCUCGAAUCAUCUAGACCAGGGAUGGGCAACUGGUGCCCCAGCCCUCCCUUUGUAGGCCCACGGACCAAUUUCCAAAGACCAAAGAAAAGAUUGUUGCGAUCUAAACUUGCAGUAAUCAUGGUUGAAUUACCAAACAUUUCUCUCCACUCUAUUGCAAAAUAUGGAGAUUUUCAGCAAACUUGCUUUAAAACUGCAAAUUUUGCUUAGGGCCUCAAAGGCUAGGGCCUGCUCUGACUGCAUGUCUGGGUAUGCAGACCCACGAGCCACUAUGGCCUCCCUUGAUGAGUUCAGAUUUUUUGUGGCCCUCACCCCCAUUGAAGUUGCCCAUCCCUGGUCUAGACUUUCUCUAUCCUACCCCACGUACCCAUUCAAAGUAGGAGGAUACACAUGCAAAUAAAAGAUGACUGGUCAUUGGUCAGAAUAAUUCAAUUCUGAUGUCAUUAUCUGGAUCUAAAAUGCCAUCUCACCUAAAGAAAUAUACUAUACAUUUUAACGAUUAAAUGGGCCAAAUUCUGUGCAUGUUAACUGACCAUUUUAUUUUGGGUAAGGUAAACAUGACCUGUUUUUGGCCAAUGGGCAAGUGCCUUUGAGAGCUGGAAGGCCCAAUGCAGCUGUUUCUAUAUCAAUAUCAAAAAUAUCUGCGUAACACAUGAGUACCUUACAGUAAUUUUAAUUUGACCUUUAUUUUCCUAGGCAAGUCAGUUAAGAACAAAUUCUUAUUUUCAAUGGCGGCCUUGGAACAGUGGGUUAACUGCCUGUUCAGGGGCAGAACGACAGAAUUGUACCUUGUCAGCUUGGGGAUUCGAACUUGCAACCUUUACUAGUCCAACGCUCUAACCACUAGGCUACCCUGCCGCCCCAUAUAAUGCAAUAGUUUUUCAUUAAAAUUGACCAAAAUAGCUUUUUAGCUAAACUGUAUUUUUCUAGCAAGAAUUUUGCUACGAGUAACUUGGAGUGGUCUUAGUGGGGAGGAGAAUUUAAUGUCGCUAUUAUUAGCAGUGAGGUUAGGAACGCUGUUUUUGGUCUAUUAACCAACUAUUUGCCUGGUGAUGUCAAGCCCAAGCUAAAGCCUGUUCAAACAGGCUGAUUAGAAGGUCCUGUGUAGAUAGUUGCUUGUUGAAAAUACAAUCAGGAAAUAACACUGAUUCAUUUUUUCACAAGUUUAAUCAGCUUUUGAACAAUAUGAUAUAAAACACAGGGAAAACAGAUUUUUGAUUGCACUGGGCCUUUAAUGACAUCACAAGUAUAUUGUGUGAAAUGGUUUUUGGAAUCCCCUGUUUUCCAUUGGUGAUUUAGUUUAUGUUGUAUGGCCCAGUGAUCUGUGCUGGAUCUUAGUGUUAAACCUCAAGAAAAAAAAAAAUCAUUUGGAUUACUGUUGAUAAUUGAUAUCUGCGCAUCUGUAAAUUUUUAUUUGAAUGUAAUCUUUGGUGAGAUGUUCAUUUGCACUCAUUUACUUUGUAUUGAAAUUGUGUCUUCAUAAAUAAAGCAGCUAACUUUGUGAAUGUUAAA